CGUAGGCUACUAUGUCCUGACUUCACCCUGAAGCGCCCCCAGUACAGUAGGAUAUAUUUCGUGAUCACAUAUUUGUGUCCUUGGUGUAGGCCUAUGAUAGGCAUAGAAUAAAUUUGGACUGAAAUAUGUAAAUCACACCACAAAGACAGCAAGCAAAGACCCAUUGCGUUUAUCCAUAGGAGGAAAACUAGAUGAAGUAGAGGCGAACACAGUAGGUCGAAUUGGACUUCGUUUGUUCUCCACCAUGUGAAAAAAUCAUAAGGGCAAGACAGUCGGAAUUUAAUGAACACAACUCUACAGUUGACAGUGAGCCACUGCGUGGCAUUAUAGAUUGUGGUCACCGCAGAGUCGAGGCUUGCACCUGCAGAGACUGCAGUGAGGUCUUCGAUGUUCACGCAUGCCUGUGACCUAGAUGCGGGUAGCCCCGCAGUCUCUUUAAUCACCGCGGUGUGUGUGUGUGUGUGGGAGGGAGGGGGGGCUUAACGGGUUGUGGGGGGGUUCUCUUGUCUAGCAAGUGAGAAAAUGGAGAAAAGGGGAGUCCAACAAUCACUUUUACGUCAACCGUGCGAUGUGGGCGUGAAGCAGAGAGAGUAAAAAAAGCGAGGCAUCACCGCCCUCGCUUUACGGGGUGCACCACUUCCCUCCUCUGUGCCUCAACGUGUAAAAAGGCGAACAGAGGAAGGGGAAGACUCCGUGAAUCACUGCUCCAAGUUCACAGCAAUGUUCCAUGUUGGGUCUUGGCGAUAAUUUUUCCUCCCAACUAUUUAAGAUCGGUAUACCGUAUAAUGGUUUUACAUCACGUAGGAUGGGAUUAACUUUGAGGGGAAGAUAUAUCUUGUUGUUUCUUGCUGUCCAAAUAGCAUAUCUACUGCAGGCAGUAAGGGCAGCAGGGAAAUGUGAAACUGUAUUCAAAGGCUUCUCAAACUGCCUUCUUGAACUUGGAGAACACAUGGCCAACUAUCCACAGGAGUUGGACGAGAAGGAGAAUAUCCAGAAAAUCUGCGGAUUCUGGGAUGGUUUCCAUUCGUGUGCUACAACUGCGCUUGCAGACUGCCAAGAGGGAGCGACAGAUCUCUGGGAGAAGCUUAAAAAGGAGUCAAGAAAUCUGGAGUUCCGAGGGAGUUUGUUUGAACUCUGCGGUGGCGCGAAUGGCGCGUCCACAUCAACCAUACCUUUCGGCCUUGCUCUACUUCUAACGGCCUUUUCUACCCUGGUGACAUGGCUUACAUUUUAGCACCCCCUCCCCCCCCCCUCCCCAAACAAAAAAAAGGAAAAAGAAAACAGAAUUAACACGAGAGAAUAAAUGCAACAAAGAAAAAGAGUAAAAAAGAUUAACACAACCAUCUCGGAAAAACGCUGAUGAGAAGACAAACUUACACGCAAAUGGAUAUCUACGUCUUGCAGAGGUGACGGCCGGAUUUUGCGUGACAACAGCCUUACCGCCUUCACUGAGUACUCCAGCAUAUUUGCAUCAUUUGCAGAGGGGAAAGGAAAAGGGACAGCGUAUCGAUAUGGGCACACAGCCUUAUUAAAUAUUCACCGAGUAUUGAGUUGAAAUUAUUGAAUUUUGAUGGCCUUCGCUCGCACACGUCGUGGAAUCAACAUCAAGUCUACAAUUAGACUACCCGUGUAAGCCAUGGCCAGCUUCAUCAAGGGUCUAAUAGCACAUUUGAAAUAACACAUCAAAUUACACGCAUACCUGUACUAAAAUUCGAAUCAGCAUUUUGCUUUCGGUCGGCCUCCGUAUUAAUUCCUUUGGGUUUUUUCAAAUAUGAAAUAUUCAAAUUUUGUAUGGUUCUGUCAAGCCAAGUAUAAAUGGACAUGAUGUGUUGAAGAUACGACGUCUGUAGCUGAUGUUAUGCUCAUAAGGUUAAUACGAUUGUAAGAAAAUACCCAUUUCUAAAUCUGUCCAAAUUAAAGCUGAAACUCAGGAAGGACAGCAUUCCCAUGAUGAGGGUACAGAGCACCCUUUUCAUUGGCACUAUAAAGGUAUAGCCUACUUAAUGGUUGGGAAUUAUAUUUAUGGAAGAAGAACAGUUGGCCUAACUAAUACAACACUACAUUCAAAUUGACCUAAAGCCAGACCUGGGCAGCUGUGAUGGGGUAUUUCGUUUGCCAUUUAUGUUCUAGCACAAUUCCACUUUUCAGAGAAAACUGAGUAGGGGUAACCUUCAUUUGAAAUGAGUCUAAUACUAAACUACUUCCAAAAGUACCGUAGCACGACAGUAUUCAGAUCUCCGCACAUUAGCUGACAGAAGUAACAAUUUGCUGGAUAUAUAUUUGAUGUUGCCAAGGCAUAGAUCCCGUUUCACUGCCUUCAGAAGAGAUGUGUAUUUUGUUUGUAUGUUCCGUCCAUUUGUUAAAAUACAAGUAAAUAAGAGACAAUGUAUGUGAAAUGAAUUUAAGAGAGAUUAUUUAAAAAGGUUUUAAAACAGUCAUUAGCUAGCCUAAUAGACAUACGCAGGUAUAAAAUCAGAUUCUUAAAAAUAACAAGAUUAAAUAAAACCCAUUACUGUUUAAA
Molecule: messenger RNA, 2521 nt
Organism: Clupea harengus (Atlantic herring)
Lineage: Eukaryota; Metazoa; Chordata; Actinopteri; Clupeiformes; Clupeidae
Gene: nrn1a
Product: neuritin 1a
Biological process (GO): nervous system development; neuron projection extension
Cellular component (GO): plasma membrane
Source: RefSeq, a predicted model, not a curated record